UUUUUCUGAACUAUUUUUAAAAUGGCUGAUGUUAGGGAGGAUUCCAAUGUUCACAACAAAAGCCAGUACUCAGAAUCAAUAGUUUUAAACCAAGAUUUUGCAGAUAUCUCAACACUUGAACAAGACUUACUUAGCCAAAGUCAUGUUUCAAAGGCUAUGUCAGUUCAACACAGUAUAAUUACAUCAGUAGCUGAUUUAGAGUCUGCUACAGAAAAGUCAUCAAAAAUAGUCAUCAAAGACCCAGGAUAUCUUCAAGCAAAAUUAAGAGAGAGACUUUAUGAUAAACCAGAGAAUUCUGGAGUUAUGCAAUAUGUUCGAAUGCAGAAUUUAAGAAAAAGGCCAUUUUCAGGGAAUGUCAAAGAAAUACAAGUUUCAAAUUCAGUGAAGAGAAUAGCUGUUUUAGAGCCAUUAGAUACUACUAUUCCUAAACUAAGCUAUUUUGCUUUACAUAGACACAAGGAAUCAUCUACAGGACAUAAGAAAAAAGAACAAUUGGCUCUUUCUAACAUUUUGACUAGAAAAAGACCUAACCAGCUGGACCCUUUGGAUACCCCCAGAGACUUAGAAAACAUCACAGAUUAUGAACUUAAAAAUAAUAAAGCAGUUAUGACCAACGCACACUACCCUGCAAGCCAGUCUGCGGGUAUUAUAAACACUGUAGAUCUGAGAACAAGCAGAUCUAAAUCAAAGCCUAAGUAUUAUGACAGUGGGAUAUGUGUUGCUGAUGAAGCAGAACUAGAAAUCAACGUUGGUCAUGAUGAGGAUGAUGAAAAUGGUGAGGAUGAGGAAAAUGAGUUAGAAAAUAGAGCCUUCUCUGAGACACCUGGCUUCAAUAAACAGAUCCAAUUUGCAUCUACAUCACACAAAAAUUUGGAUGAUAAUACACCUAACAAGCCAACAGAAAGAUCUAAGAGUGCUGGCCUGGAUAUGAGAAGGUCGUUUGAUAACAAAGUUUACAAAAGUGCCAUCAAAUCUAAAUCUACAUCUCAUGUUUCAUAUAAGCCUGACCCCAACAAAGUUUUGUCCUACUUGAAAAAAAACAAGUAUGAUGAUAAAGUUCCAGAAGUUACGAAUGCUUAUGACCAGUUGAUUCUAAUGAGAAAACAGCUGGGGUGGGUCACUGAUAUACCAAGGCAUGGACCAGGUACACGAGAGGCAAUGGAAAAGAUAAAAGAUUUUCCAGAAAUAGAACAAGGUACAGACAAAAUCAAAGAAGACAAUGGCACAUUUUUUUACUGCCUUCCAUCCAAUCAUCAAGACCCUCGAGCACGGUAUAACCCAUAUGACCUGCAGAUUGUCUCUGCUAACACAGCAAGGUCCAACAAUAUGUAUUUUACCAUUAGUGCUUCAUACGUCUCUAUGUGUUAUGAAACUGAUGAUGCCAUGAAUGAGUCAAAUGCCACACCUGUUUUAUGGUGGCUGUGGGAAAGACGACUGUUUUUUAUGGUUUUUCAUUUCCCAGUUUUUGUAAAAUUUAGGUUAUGGAAGGCUUUUAAAAACUGGAGGAAAGCUAUUCUGAGACAGAAGAAUAAAGUUCAACAGGAGAAACUCUACAGAUCUCUGUUCAUUGCAAACGAAGUACUCCAAGGGUGUCUUAUACAUGUCAGAAGUUUAUGUGAGAGUGCGAGGACACUGGUUAAAGAUGGAGAUCUCAGCACUAUCAUCUCUUUUGUUGACCUUGACCCUUCAGUGACUUUCAGUCUCCAAGAUUUUGAAAGUCGCCAGAAAAAACGAUGUGACAAAGCAUUACAGCAGCUUCUAGCACUAAGGGGAAACAUCAUAGAAAUUGUGUGGGAAUCUUGUGCAACAGUUGCAGAAAUGGAAGGAAUUACACAGGGAAUAAGAGAUGAUUUAACAGCAGUUAAAAAAGUCAGCAUAACAUAUCAGCAUCACAAACCUAAGCAAAGACAAUCUGCUUUAAAGAGAAAUAAGUCAGACAAAACUCAAGAAGAAAAAAAAAAUAGACCAUUGUAUGCAGAAAUAGCUGAAUGGCGCAAAAUUUUAGCUCGCUUGUCUUGUUUCUUGCGAUGUGUUGACUACAUUUUGCAAGAGCUGUUGAGGUUCUUGGUUUUCUCCGCUGCUGAAAAACUUCUUAAUGUGAUAAAAACUUCCUACCAUUCUCAAGAUGGAGAGGAUUAUGAAGACUAUGAUGAUGGGGGAAGCAGUGAUAGAUCAGUUAGCCCUGCAUCACCCUACAGAGAAUCCAAGCCCACUCAUUUCACAGUCAGCAUGAGGGUCCAGUCACACUAUAAGGAGAAAGUCAAGAAGAAAGAAGGUCCAGAGCCAUAUGUCAUUCCCAGAUAUGACUUUAACAAAGUGGAAGAAGUCAAAAAACCACCUGACAUUGAUGAGGUAUUGGAGGAGAUUCGCAGAAGAGAUAUUGUGGAAGAAGUAAUCAGCCCAUUAUUUUUUAUUAAUCUGGUUUUAAAUGUCCCAGUUGCAACAACACAGACUCAUUCUCCCUCACACGGAGAUAAGAAAAACAAACCCUCUAAAGUCAAAUGGUCACUGGAAGGGGAUCAGACAAAUUCUGCUGAAAUUUUAUCAGAUUCAGACUCAGAAACAGAGAGUGAAUAUGAGACUGGGGAUUCUGAAAGUGAGGAUGAAGAUUUAUCAGAUGAUCAGACCAAAGAUAUCAGGGAGGACAAAUAUGCUUACCCUGCAAAAAACAAGGAGGAAGCAGCACGCAGCCGCAAGUCCACCGUUAGCCUGUCUCCCAGUGCUGCAGAUUUUAGGUCCAGUCUCCAGUCAAUUGUUUGCUACUUUGAGGAUACUGUCAUUCAGGUAACUCCAAUGCUGAGAGAACCCAAACUGGCAGUUUUUUACUCCCCACCAAAGCAUGAUCUCAAGCUCAAGUUUGAUGAGGAGGAAUCUGAAGAUAAACAAGAGCAGCAGCAUGCAUGGCCCAACCUUGACCUUAUAUUGAGGGAAGACCCAGAGUAUCAAAAACUACUUGCUGGGAUGUUUAGCUACUUAGAUCUUGAGAUGGAACUCUUGCAGCAGUUUUCUGAAAACUAUGAGACCUACUGUCAGAUGGUGGAUCAGUCAAGGAAAAUGCAUGUGGAAGAAGCUAUUGCCAAAAAUCCUUGGACUGCUGAUGAGUUUAAUCAAGUAUUAGGAACCCAUACAGAAAUGAUCCGUCGCAUGGGUAAAAUGGUUGUUUCACAUCGUAUAGCCAUGGUCCAACUGCAGGGAGAGGCAUUUAAAGAAUCCUGUUUGCCAUUUCCCCAAGCUGUGGUGAACGCUGUCAACAAAUGCUUGCCAAUCAUUGCCAACAAACACAAUGAUGAUCUCAUCUCCAUCAUCAAGGGUGCAUCCAAGCGCUUAGACAAGACAAUAGUUUCAGUGGAGGAGUUUGUGGAUCACUUGUCAUUUUUAGGGCGCAUGUCCACAGAGUUGCCUGCUCUUGAGAAAGAAUAUGAUGUAGUUAACAAAAUGUUUACCAUUGCUAAAUCUUACCAAAUCUACAUCAAGCCCGAAGAAAUGGCUCUGUACCAAACCCUUGCACCUAGCUUUCAACAUUUAAAGACAACCAUCUUGUUCUGUGAAGCUAAAAAAGAUGACAACAUCAGGAAAUUCUCAUCUCAACUGGAAACUUUGAUCAACGACAUCCGAGCUGCCCUGAUGGACCUGAAGACUCGAGUCCACGACCCAGAGCUCCUGCACAUUGACACACACCCCCUCUCAGCUCUGGAGACCACACGCUUCCUGCAGGAGGAAGUGAAAGUUUUGUCACUCAAGGCGCGCAGCUAUGCCAGUUACCAGGAACGUUUUGGCUCAUCCAUGUCUAAACAGAGGAAAAAUUAUUAUGGAGAUUUGCUAUUAACAGAGAAGAAAUCAGAAACCAGUGUUCAGGAUAUCCAAGCAGAACUGAGUGAGAUAGAACGAGAUCUCACGUUACGUGCUUUGCUCUGGGAGUCACUGGAAGAAUGGGAAAAACUUGUUGAGGAGUGGAAGGGUACCCCAUUUGACUCCAUCAAUGUGGAGGCCUUACAGAAGAGUGUCAACAAGUUUACACAAACUGUUUACAUGUUAGAGAAAGGCCUCCCACACAACCAAGUUGUCCCCAGGCUGAAAGACAGAGUCCUGGACUUCAAACAAGGCAUGCCAGUCAUCACUGCUCUCCGUAACCCUGCACUGCGACCUCGACACUGGGAAGAGAUACAGCGGGUGAUCAACAAGACAAUAAGCAGGGACAAGAACUUCACUCUGGGCAACUUGAUUGACAUGAAUAUCUUCAAGUAUAAAGAAAAGAUUCAGGAAAUAGCAACCACAGCAAGUAAUGAAGCAACACUUGAAUUGAUGUUGCAGAAGGUGAUUGACCUGUGGAUGAGCACAGAUUUCCGUUUGGUGCCGCAUGUUGGGAGAGACACCCUGGUCAUUUAUGGAGCAGACGACAUCAUGGCACAACUUGAAGAGAGUCAGGUCACAGUGGGCACCAUCAGAGGCUCCAGAUACAUUGGUCCUAUUAAGGCUCAGGUUGAAGAAUGGGAACGUAAGCUGCAAGUUUUCUCCCGUACACUGGAUGAGUGGUUAACUUGUCAGAGGAACUGGCUAUAUUUAGAACAAAUUUUCAGCACUCAAGACAUUCAACGGCAACUCCCAGCAGAGUACAAGCUGUUUAUGACAGUGGACAAAGCCUGGAAAGACAUCAUGAGAAGAACAGAAGACCGUCCCAAUGCCCUCAAGUCAGCCAUCACCCCUGGGACACUGGACACACUACAGAUGUGUAACGCUAAUUUAGAUAAAGUCCAAAGAUGUCUAGAGGAUUACCUAGAAACUAAGCGGUUCGUUUUCCCAAGGUUUUACUUCCUUAGUAAUGACGAACUCUUGGAUAUUCUGGCUCAGUCUAAGGAUCCCAAUGCUGUACAGCCCCACCUCGGCAAAUGUUUUGGCAACAUAAAACAGUUGGACAUUCAGUUUUUGCCUCGCCAGCCCCCAACUGUUAAAUCCAUCAUCUCUUUUGAAAGGGAAACAAUAUCUAUGCCCAGGAAUGUAAGAGCAAGAGGUGCAGUAGAACAGUGGCUGGGUAUUGUUGAGGCUGGCAUGUUUGAAACGGUCAAGAAGCACUUGAAAAUUGGAUUGUCUGCAUGGCAAACUUCCACUUUAAAGGACUGGGUUCUAAAACACCCUGGACAAGUAGUUCUUACAGUAAUGCAGAUCAUAUUCAACAAAGAUGUCACAAAAUCUUUGGACUCUGCUGAUUCUAGAGUAGCUUUGGUAUCAACUCAGGAAAACAUGGUUGACCUGCUAAACCAGCUGGCAAGUUUUACAUAUGCCAGUUUGCAUGGCUACCAGAGAAUGAGCAUAGAAGCUCUUCUAACAAUAACAGUCCACAACAGAGAUAUCAUUAUAGAUAUGAUACAGAAGAGAGUCAGAAAAAAAGAGGAUUUUGAAUGGAAAAGACAACUCCGUUACGAGUGGGAUGAAACAAGCAACAACUGCCAAGUGUUACAGAGCAAUGCUCACUUUCAAUACGGCUAUGAAUACCUGGGGUGCUCCACUCGUCUGGUCAUCACACCCCUGACUGACAGGUGUUACCUGACACUGACAGGGGCCCUGCACCUGCAUCUGGGUGGAUCCCCUGCAGGGCCGGCAGGCACAGGGAAGACAGAAACAGUCAAAGAUUUAGCCAAGGCUCUAGGAAAACAGUGUGUUGUCUUCAAUUGCUCUGAAGGGCUGGACUAUAAGAUGCUGGGCAAGUUUUUUUCUGGUCUGGCCCAGUCUGGUUCCUGGUGCUGUUUUGAUGAGUUUAACCGCAUUGACGUGGAGGUGUUGUCUGUGGUGGCCAUGCAGAUCCACACCAUCAAGUCUGCUAAAGACGCUCAUGUGCCCAGAUUUAUAUUUGAAGGCAGGGACAUCAAGCUCAACCCAACUUGUGGCUACUUCAUCACCAUGAACCCAACGUAUGCUGGGCGUGUGGAGCUCCCUGACAACCUGAAGUACCUGUUCAGACCAGUGGCCAUGAUGGUGCCAGACUACACCCUGAUUGCUGAGAUCAUGCUGUUCUCUGAAGGCUUUACGGCAGCCAAGUCCCUGUCCCAGAAGAUAGUCAACCUGUACCAGCUGGCCAGCAAGCAGCUCUCCCAGCAGGACCACUACGACUUUGGUAUGAGAGCCAUCAAGUCAGUGCUGGUCAUGGCAGGCCAUGGCAGGAGACACGUCCUGCAGCUAGACCUACAAAAUAGCAAGAAGAUCACAGAAGAAGAUGAGUCAUUUAUUCUCAUUCAUUCCUUGCGAGAUGCCAACAUGCCCAAGUUUUUAGCUGAGGAUGUUCCACUUUUUGAAAGCAUUCUUGAUGAUUUGUUUCCUGGAGUUAUUCCUCCUGCUAAAGAUAAUGGAACCCUUGAGAAAGCUAUCAGCAUGUCCAUCAGAGACCUGUCCCUCCAACCCUGGCCCAACCAGACGGAGAAGGUCAAGCAGCUGUACAACCAGAUUAUGGUCCGUCAUGGCGUCAUGCUGGUUGGUCCAACAGGGGGAGGUAAAACGUCUGUGAGGAACAUCCUGCAGAAGGCUCUGGUGCUGCUGCCCAUGCUGCAAGCACAGGCCAGCGACCAAACACACAGAGAUGUCAACACGAAGAGGCAAAGUGUUUUCUAUGCUAACAAAGGUAAGAAAGGACACGUGGAAACAUUCACAGUGAACCCAAAGUGUGUCACACUUGGUGAGUUGUAUGGAGAAACUGACCCCAACACAUUUGAGUGGUCAGAUGGGCUUAUAGCAAACGCCACACGCCAGUUUUCAAAAGAACUGUCCAUCCCUAUAGAGAAUAUAGAUGAGGAGAUGAUGAGGGCCAAUGAAAACCCUCCAGCUGGUCCUUUGUCUGAGAAGGCAGUCACCACCUUGCUCUCUACUCAGCACGGCCCGGCAAAAUCAAGUGGAAAACAAAAGAAAGAGAGAGAAUCUGCAACUCCAGAGGAUGGAGAGAAGGAGGUUGAGAAAGAUGACGAGGAGGGUAAGGAAGGAAACAGCAGCAUCACCAACUGGAGGUGGCUGAUCCUUGAUGGCCCAGUGGACACGCUGUGGGUGGAGAACCUGAACACAGUGCUGGACGAUUCCAAGGUCCUGUGUUUGGCUAGCGGAGAAAGAAUUUCCUUAACUCCAGGCAUGAGACUGCUCUUUGAGGUGGACAAUCUUUCUAAAGCCAGCCCCGCCACAGUCAGCCGCUGUGCUAUGGUUUAUAUGGACCCAGUAGAUCUAGGAUGGAGACCUUCUGUUAAAACAUGGCUGAAUCAUUUACCUAGAGAUUUUCCUGAAUCUGGAAAAAAUUUCCUGCUCGCACUUUUUGAUUCAAGCAUUGACAAGGGUCUUAACUUUCUUCACAAAUAUAAAGAACACCAAGCAGUUGAGGCCCCUGACCUCAGCAUUAUUGGAACACUGUGUCAUAUUUUGUCAGCAUACUUUGAUUUCUUUGCUUCUCAUGGGGGUUUUGGAGCUCAAGAUGAGAAAGAAAAAGAUGGCUCCCUGCAAGUCCAGAAUGCUGAUGAUGAUUUAUCUAGUCCCAUGUCAUCUCGGGCUGGGGCUGGGAGUGGAGGGUCCAAACUCAAGCGGCGUCAAACAAAAAGACAAGUGAAGAUGAAAGAGGAAUUUGAUAUAGCAGACACUCUUCAAAUCAAAAGUGCCAAAGGACCAGAAAGAAAAAUGUUUUACUUGGAGAGGAACCCAAACCAGCUGAACAACCUGCUGGGAAAACUCUUUGUGUUCGCCUACACCUGGAGCAUUGGGGGUGUGCUCAAGAGGAGAGAAUUCAUGGAUGAAGAUGACAGCAGCAUCAAGAGAGCGGGGGCUAUGGUGGAGAGGGUUGAUAUCAAUAAUGAGUUUGAUAACUUCGCAAGAGAACUUUUUGAUGUGGAGCCCCCACUAGGAGUGAGGCUCCCUGCUGGUAACCGCAGCAUCUAUGGCUACUUUGUUGACACAGAGAGCGGAUCUUUUGUACCCUGGGAUCUUCUCAUUCCAAAUACUAAAUCUUUGAUUGAAAAGGGUGCAGUCAUAACCAUAGGUGAGACGCUGGGUGUUGUAUCUGACAAGAAGAAAAAUGAACUAAAAGAAGCCGAAAUAAUUCCUACAGUGGAUAUUGUGAGGUUUACUUUCCUAACCAGUUUGUUGUUGCUCAACAAACAUCCUGUUCUUCUGACUGGUGAUUCUGGAGUUGGAAAAACUGCCAUAAUAAACCACAUGCUGAAAGAGUUAGAAAAAGAGGGAGGAACAUCGAUGGAAAAAUCCAGCUCUAUUUUGGGAUCUGUCUUACAGUACUCAGAGAAACAAUCCAGUUUACUUGAAAAUAUCAGCAGUCUGACAAGCUUCCAGCCUGAGGCAGAGGACAAAACUAUUGACAUUUUUCUUGGGCCCAAAGGCAAGCAAGUAGGAAUCAUUAGUACCAUGAUACAGUUCAGUGCUCAGACCAACUCUAAAAGACUACAAGCUCAAAUCAUGCUCAAGCUUAUCAAGAAAAGCAGGACUUCAAUGGGUGCACCAAAAGGCAGAAAGGUAAUAGUUUUUGUGGAUGACCUAAACAUGCCAGCACCUGAGGAAUAUGGGGCACAACCUCCACUGGAACUGUUGAGACAGUUCUUAGAAAUGGGAGGAUUUUACGACACCAAAAAGAUGGUUUGGAAGGAUAUAUUAGAUGUGAUCUUAGUGGCCGCCUGUGGCCCACCGGGCGGUGGAAGGAACCCAACCACUCCCAGACUUCUUAAACACUUCAGUUUAUUUGCCCUGCCACAGCCAUCCACCAAAUCACUGCAGCACAUUUAUCAAGUACAACUUGGGCGCUUUCUACAAGAAGGAGAGUUCAUGCCAGAAGUAGUUGAUUGCUUAUUUCCCCUGGUGUCAACUAGUAUUGCUCUAUACUACAACAUGUGUGCAGUAAUGCUCCCCACUCCAACCAAAUCUCACUACACAUUUAACAUAAGAGAUCUCUCAAAGGUAAUACAGGGUAUGCUACAAGCACAUUCCUCUGUUAUUAUGGGGAAGGAGAAUUGUGCUCAACUGUUAGCUCAUGAAGCUACACGUGUCUUCCAUGAUCGCCUCAUCAACCAUGAGGACAGAGAAGUUUUUUUCCAAAUACUUGCAGACAACUUGCAUGACUAUUUUAAAGUGAGAUGGACGCCACAGAAACUAAUGGAAGAGUCUGUUUUAUUUGGUGACUUUUUUGAGAUGAGUGAGCAUGGCUCUGUCCACAAGGUGUAUAGACCUCUGGCAGACAAGAACAAGAUUGUCCGUGUGUUGGAGGAGUAUCACAUGAGGCUCAGCAUGGGAGAUGUUAUGGACCAGCUUGUGUUCUUCAAGGAUGCUGUUGAGCAUGUGGUGAGGGCAGCCAGAGUCUUCAGACAACCUGGUGGACAUCUUCUGCUGGUGGGUCUGGAUGGGACGGGCAAGUCCACCAUUGUCCACCUGGCCAGCUACAUCAGCCACUGUGAACUCUUCAGACUCAAGCUCCACAACCAGUACGGCAUGACGGAGUUCAGGGAUGAUUUAAAAACAUUGUUCAUGAAGGCAGGGGUCAAAGGUGUUCCAUCUGUUUUCUUGUUGACUGACGCUGACAUUGUGAAGGAAUCUUUCCUUGAGGACAUCAACUGUAUUCUAAAUUCCGGAGAAGUUCCAGAUCUGUUUGACAACGAGGAGCUGGAUGGAAUCACGAUGGAGUUGAAGGCCGCAGCCACUGAGGCGGGGGUCCCAGACACCAGGCCAUCAGUCUAUGCUUUUUUUGUACAGCAGAUCAGGCAGAAGCUGCAUGUGGUCCUCACCAUGAGUCCAGCUGGGGAAAAGUUUCGCCAGCGCUGCAGGAUGAACCCUGCUCUGAUCAACUGCUGCACCAUAGACUGGUUUGAUGACUGGUCCGAUGAGGCCAUGCUCAGUGUUGCCAGGGUUUUCUUUGCCAACACUGAGUUCAUUGCCAAUGAGAUCCACUACAACAUUGAGGAGCUAAAAGAGAGAGCUUCACACAUAUGUGUUGGAAUUCAUAAGAGUGUGGCAGAGACUAGCAUCAAAUUUUGGGAGGAGACUCGCCGCAGAUACUACUCAACCCCAAGUUCGUACAUGGAACUUAUACGUCUGUACUCACGUAUGUUGAAGGAUAACAAGCAGGAGUUUAUGAAUAACAGAGACCGCCUCCAAACUGGUCUAACAACAUUAACCAAUGCCUACUCCAUGGUUGGAGCCAUGCAAGAGGAGCUGGUGUCUCUAGGGCCAAUCAUACUUGCUAAAGCCAAGGACACAGAAAAUCUGCUGCAGCAGUUGGAAGAGGACAGGCUGGCAGCUAAAGAGGUGCAGGACAUUGUCUCACAGGAAGAGAGCAUCAUGGCUAAGGAGAUGCAGAUAGUUCAAGAUUACGCUGAUGAAUGUGAAUCUGAUCUGGCUGCAGUCCUACCUGUCCUAAAAGAUGCUGUGGAUUCCUUGGAAACUUUGGACAAGGCAUCAAUCUCUGAGAUUAGGGUGUACACAAAGCCUCCCCAGCUUGUGUCCACAGUGAUAGCCGCUGUGUGUGUCUUGUUCCAGAAGAAAACAGACUGGGCCACAGGAAAACUUUUUCUUGGAGACCCACAGUUCCUCAAGAUGCUCCUUAGCUAUGACAGAAACAAUCAGCCUGAAAAGGUUUUUAUCAAGUUAAAAAAGUUUACCAAAGAUCCAAACUUCAACCCUGAAGCAGUGGGAAAAGUUUCUUUAGCUUGUAAAUGUAUCUGUAGAUGGGUACUGGCUAUUGACAACUACAACACUGUCUACAAGAUGGUAAAACCUAAACAAAGACGUGUACAAGAUGCAAGAGAAGCUUUAAAACUUGCCCAGGAAAGUUUGACUAAAAAACAAUCCAGCUUAAAACAGAUCCAAGCACACCUGGAGAUGAUUCAGCUCCAGUACCAAGACAGUGUUGACCAGAGGGAGGCCUUGAAGGAGAGACAGAGGAUCACUGGGCUGAGAAUAGAAAGGGCUUCUAUUCUAGUCUCAGCUCUGGCUGAUGAGGAGGUCCGUUGGGGUCAGUCAGUCAAGGUCCUGGACACAAAACUAGAAGGAAUUGUGGGAGACACGCUGGUGGCCGCAGCAUCUGUAGCAUAUUUGGGAGCUUUCACCAGCCACUACAGACAGCUGCUGGUGGAAGACUGGAUCAACAUGUGUAAGGACAAGGACAUCCCAAUCUCUACAGAAUUUGAUAUUGUCAAAAAUAUGGCUGAUGCAAAUCAGGUCAUGAAAUGGUACAACACUGGUCUCCCUAAAGAUAAGCUCUCUACAGAGAACGCCACUUUUGUAAGUCGAGCAAGAAAAUGGCCACUGUUUAUUGAUCCCCAAGGACAAGCAGUGAGAUGGAUCAGGGAAUUAGAAAAAUCACGACUGAAGAUAGUAGCAGGCACUGACCUAAAUAUUAUCCGCACCAUUGAAACUGCCAUUAAAGUUGGAGACCCAGUUCUGCUAUCCGAUGUAGCAGAAGAACUUGAUCCAGCUCUCAGGCCCGUACUGCUGCAGGAAACAUACCACAAAGGGGGACAACUUGUCAUCAAAAUUGGUGAUGUGGAAAUUGAGUACAAUCAAAACUUCAGACUUUACCUGGCAACAUCUUUAGCUAACCCACACUUUCUACCUGCCAUUUACCUGCAAGUCAACGUCAUCAACUUUACUGUUACUUUUGAUGGCCUUCAGGAACAGCUACUCUCAGUUGUUGUAACUCAGGAAAGACCAUUGCUAGAGAAACAGAGAACACAACUCCUUGAGAGUAUAGCCAACGACAGACAAACACUGAGAGACUUAGAGGACAAGUCACUUUCUAUGCUUCAAAGCACAGAAGGCCACAUUCUUGAUGACCAGGAUUUGGUUGUAACAUUGCAACAGAGUAAAGCAAAGUCUCAAGAAAUUUACAAAAGAGUUGCCCAGUCUGAGGAGACGGAACAAAAAUUAAAUGCUGCACGUAAAAGAUACUUACCGGUGGCAACGCGUGGUGCUGUGAUCUACUUUGUUGUAGCUGAGCUGGCCAACAUUGAUGUUAUGUACCAAUAUUCUUUAACUUGGUUCCAGUCCAUGUUUUCCACCUGUAUUACUGAAAGUACAAACUCAUCCAUAAGUUUUGCCAGUGGUGUUUUAAGGCCUUCAAGUGCAAAAAACAUCAAAUCGAUGCAUAAUCUCCUUGAUGAGGAAGGAAAUGAAGUAGUUGACCCAUUGAAUGAAAUGGACAGUCCACAAGAUCUGAUGGAGCAUUUAUCCAGCAUGAUAGAGAGUCUAACACACAGCAUCUACAGGAUUGUCUCUGUUGGUCUCUUCACCAAUCAUCAGCUCAUAUUUUCAUUUAUGCUUUGCUCAAGCAUACUGCGGGCAAACUCCAGAAAGGAAAAUGCUAUGAACUCAACUAAAAUAAUACAUGAAAAUGAAUGGCUAACAUUUUUGUAUGGUAAUGUUGCAGCCAUACUUAAAGCAAAAGAUGAACCAGAAGUGGAUAAAGAGACAGAAGAUUCUGUUGAGUCCUCACAAACAGGUUCUGAAGCUUCAGACAGCAGAAAGGGGAGCAAAACACACUCAGGCAUUCAGAAAAAAUUUUAUCCAGACUGGAUAGGAGAAACUAUAUGGAGACAGUGCCAGUUUAUAGAAGCAACAAUUCCAAACUUUGAGCAUCUUUGUGCUAGCCUCACCAGCUGCCCAGAACAAUGGGAAGAAUUUAAAAACUCAGAUGAUGUUUUUCAUUUAAUUGGCCAACCUUUUGAAUCAGUUGCUGCUACAAAAGAGAAAGCUGUAGUUUUUCACUGGGAGAAACUGACCAAAUUUCAACAGCUACUCCUUAUCAAGACUCUUCGUUUAGAAGUUCUUCACACAUCUAUUGCCCUGUUUAUUAAAGAUCAGCUCGGAUCAAAAUAUAUCACAACUGGAACAUUUGAUUUACGAGAGGUUUACCAAGAAUCUAAAGCAAAGUCUCCUCUUAUUUUUAUUCUAUCUCCAGGCUGUGAUCCAUCAUCUCAAUUGCUGAGGUUUGCAAAAGAGCUAAGAGGGAGCACUCUUCAUCUUGAUAUGAUCUCCCUUGGAAGAGGCCAAGGUCCAAAAGCUGAAGAGCUCAUAUCUAAAGCUCAAAUAUUGAAAGGCAGAUGGGUAUUUUUACAAAACUGUCAUCUUGCAGCCUCAUGGAUGCCUAAACUUCAAGCCAUUGUUGAAAAAUUUAAUCAACCAAGUGAGGAUAACCUUGACCCCCAGUUCAGACUUUGGUUAAGCUCAAGGCCUGAUACUGCUUUUCCUAUCUCAAUACUACAGCACGGAAUCAAAAUGACCAUUGAGGCACCACAAGGGUUAAAGGCAAAUCUUUUAAGAACAUUUGGAAGUUCUGGUGCUGGAGUCGUCUCAGAGAAUUUGUAUAACACUGGCUCCAGUAAACAAGGAUGGCGGCCAUUGCUGUAUGGUCUUUGUCUUUUUAACAGUGUUAUCCAUGAAAGGAAGAAAUAUGGAACUCUAGGAUGGAACAUUCCAUAUGAGUUUAAUGAUUCAGACUUGGAGGUAUCCAUUUUAAAACUGCAGAUGUUGUUAGAGGAACAGGAGGAUGUGCCCUGGGAAGCUUUGAAUUACCUCACAGGGGAAGUAACCUAUGGAGGGCGUGUAACAGAUGACUGGGACCGGCGAUGUCUCAUUUCACUACUGAGGAAGUUCUACAACAUUUCUCUCUUUGAGCCAGGAUAUAGUUAUGAUGCUACUCAUAUGUAUCAUCCUGUACCAGAAACUUCCAACUUCACUUCUGUAUUUUCAUUUAUUGAAAACCUCCCCAAUUAUGACAGCCCAGCCAUAUUUGGUAUGACAGAAAAUGCUGAAAAGUCUUGCAGAGAAUUUCAGGCUAGUGCUGUAAUUAACACAGUGGCCAGUGUCCAGCCUAGAAGAACCUCCACUCUGACUGGAUCUCAAAAGAGCAGCGAUGCAGCUGUUUUAGAGAUAGCGCAAGACAUAUGUAAAAGACUUCCCCGCUGUGUUGAAGAUAAUUCUCCUUCACCCAACCCUUUGUUGUUGGAGCCACAAAGAUCUUUGAAAUCUAUUCUACAAAAAGAUGUGGAGACAAGGGGAUUGGAUAAAGAAAAACUAAACAUCUUGGAAAAUUUGACUAGCAGUUUAGCUGGAAAUUCUGCCUUGCUGACAAUUUUAAGACAAGAAAUUGACCGUUUCAAUAAUUUGCUAUCUGUGAUACACAACUCAUUAAAUUUAUUGACCCUGGCUGUGAAGGGAGAGAUUGUAAUGUCAGAACAAUUAGAAGAAGCUUAUGAAGCUUUGUUAACGCUUCGCAUACCAGCUCAGUGGAAGAAUGCUGCCUACGAGUCCACAAAGUCCCUGUCCUCUUGGGUAUCAGAUCUACAACAGAGAGUAGAAUUUUUUGCUGAGUGGGCAAAAUUGCUGUCCUCAACAAUUGAAAAGAAAUAUCGCCAGGCUGUCAGAAAUGUGAAAGAAACUGCUGGAGAUGUUGAUGUUCCUAUCAUCACUCAACCUGUCACAUUUUGGCUGUCUGCUUUCUUCUUCCCUCAAGGUUUUCUAACUGCUGUUCUUCAAAAUCAUGCCAGAAAGAUGGGAAUAUCUGUUGACUCCUUAACCUUCAAUUUUAAAAUUGUAAGACCCUCCCCUGAGUUAGAUAAAAGUGAUGAGCGCUCUUCCUCUGUAGCUUCUAGCAUCAAAGAAAUAUCAUUCACAGGCACACCACCAGAAGAUGGUGUCUUGAUAUGUGGCCUGUUCAUAGACGGAGCAAGGUGGGACACAGAGACCUACACUCUACAAGACUGUCUGACCAACAAAAGAUUUUACAGCUUGCCUGAUAUUCACUUCCAGCCUGCUGAGACCCGAGAAGUUGUUUCUUCAUUGUCUUCUGCUCAGACUAGUGAGCAGACGCCAGAACAGCAGGCUCCAGCCAAGAGCUAUGAGUGUCCACUGUACCGGACAUCAGCCAGGGCUGGAACUCUCUCAUCCACUGGUCACUCAACCAACUUUGUCACCUCCAUCACAUUACCAUCAGAGCAGCCGCCAGAUUUUUGGAUCCUCAGAGGUGUCGCGAUGCUCUGUCAGCUUGACGACUAGCACCCUCUCUAACCAGAAUGUCAUUGUAUUAUCACAUGGUGCUUGUCAUCCUGAUGACUAGCACCCUCUAUAACCAGCAUGUCAUUGUGUUAUCACAUGGUGCUUGUCAUCCUGA
Molecule: messenger RNA, 15127 nt
Organism: Physella acuta
Lineage: Eukaryota; Metazoa; Mollusca; Gastropoda; Physidae
Product: dynein axonemal heavy chain 6
Biological process (GO): microtubule-based movement
Cellular component (GO): dynein complex
Molecular function (GO): minus-end-directed microtubule motor activity; ATP binding; ATP hydrolysis activity
Source: RefSeq, a predicted model, not a curated record